Mesorhabditis belari is the source of this 1416-nucleotide messenger RNA. Lineage: Eukaryota; Metazoa; Nematoda; Chromadorea; Rhabditida; Rhabditidae. The record is from the annotation of a GenBank genome assembly.
AUGAGGCCAUCUGGCUUCGUCUUCUCGACGAAUGCCUUGGAUGGAUCGAUGAUCUCACAAAAGAGAUUCGAGCAAUCACCACAAAUCCCAUCAUCGCCCGUUCAACAAAUCCCACGAUCCGAACAGUUUGGAGUGAAGCAAGCCCCACUCCCAUCCCCAGUACUCCCUGUGGCUCCACCAUCGAUCCUAAAAUGCGCUCAAUGUGGUCAAGGCAUGUUGCCGGAUGAGCAAACCGACUGCCCAAUGCAGAACAUAGUAGACUGUGCUGGGACGGACACUCUAUGCUUUACAAGACAAAUCAUGAUUGGGCCUGGCCAAAACGCGGUGGAGAAGAUGUGCGUGAAUGCGGUCGUGUUACAAAAUGAAUAUGGAGAAGCGGCAGUGAAGGGAGGGUGUGCAGAGGCGCAUCAAGGAAAGGUUCGCUAUUGUGUUUGCAACACAAACGAGUGCAAUCGAGAUCCGAUCCUCAAACAGAUCUCAUCUAAAUCUAAACAAUCAGCACCAGUUCAACCGAUAGUAAGCUCAAAUGAGAGAAUGGAAAGCGCCGAGAUCCCACCUAGAUUUUCCAUUCAACGGAUGCCGGAGGCUCCGUUGAUUCCAAUUCAGCCAAUCAAUCAACCCGAAACUCCAACAAAACCCGCGUCAGUCUCAUCCGCGUCUCAACCACUGAACAAACUACAGCCAGUACCUGAACUUCCAAAACCGAUCAAACCAGCAAAUGUGAUCGAUGUUUCGAAGAAUAUCAUCACGUCUUCAGGAGAGGUUUCACUUCAUUGUACAAUGUGCUCCGAAAUGGAGAACACCGAUCCAACAGCUGAUUGUAAAAAUCCGGUCACUGUUGACUGUGCAAAGAGCAACGGGGACACUGAUCAAAACUAUUGUAUCACGAAGCAGACACAAUUGGCUACUGGUUUAUAUACUCUCGAAAAGAAAUGCACUUCGAAAGAAGAGUUCCAGACAGAAUUCCCGGAAGAGAAGAUGGAAAGCGGAUGUGGAUCGGCUUUCGAUGGACUCGUCAAUUUCUGUAUUUGCACUGGAGAGAUCUGCAACAAGAAAACCCUAUUCGAACAGACACAAAUCUACAAAGAAAUUCUGGACGCAAGCGAUGGAAAAGGACUUGAAGAGAGCAAUGACGAGAAUGAAGAAGACAAUUUGGGCAAUGGCAACAAUCUGCCUAGACAAGAGUUCGGCGGUUUUGUGCAAAAAGGUCCAGUGCCCGAUUCGAUUGAUAUUCGAUCGGAAUUGGAUCAACUCAAGGAAAAGGAGAGACAAUCUGUUGAUAUCACUGGCCUUCCCAGCGACGAUCUUGACGCUCGUCAACGCGAAUGGGCGGCAAAAGAAGCCGAACUCGCCAAAUCCCAAUCUACAGUAACUCUCUCGCUUCUCAUUCUCCUAUUUUGUGCUCUCCGAUUACUG